Molecule: messenger RNA, 162 nt
Organism: Ilex paraguariensis (yerba mate)
Lineage: Eukaryota; Viridiplantae; Streptophyta; Magnoliopsida; Aquifoliales; Aquifoliaceae
Source: the annotation of a GenBank genome assembly
AUGUGGCCCGAGCGACACGAAGAGCGAGUAAUCAUCAUAAGUUCUAAAGACAGUGACCACACCUUUUCUGAUGCAGAGAAUGCCCUUCAUCAAAUAGCCAGUCUUGUUCUAAAGGCAACACAACUAUAUGAAGCUAUAAUGCAACUAAAGUAUCACAACAAU